Molecule: messenger RNA, 8327 nt
Organism: Dermacentor albipictus
Lineage: Eukaryota; Metazoa; Arthropoda; Arachnida; Ixodida; Ixodidae
Gene: Su(H)
Product: recombining binding protein suppressor of hairless
Biological process (GO): regulation of transcription by RNA polymerase II
Cellular component (GO): nucleus
Molecular function (GO): DNA-binding transcription activator activity, RNA polymerase II-specific; RNA polymerase II cis-regulatory region sequence-specific DNA binding
Source: RefSeq, a predicted model, not a curated record
GCGAUGCGACACACGAGUUCCGUCCAUCCGACACCGAACUCGGUCCGCGCGCGUCACCGGCGGUAGCAUCGGACCUCCGCGCGUGUGUGUUUGGUGGUGCGUGUUGUGCGCGAGUGCGUGCGUGUGCUGUGUUUGGGUGACGCUGCCAUGAGUGACGUGUAUAUGACCGAGGAACAGUACGCGGGUUACCACCCGGCGCAGAGCAACUACUCCUCUCCGCACGACGACGGCCCCUACGGCGCUGCAACGGGGAUGGCCGGCUACGGCGACUACGGUCGCGGUAGCGAGCUGCUCAUGGAGCUGGGCGGCCAGCCCGUCGACAUGUCGAGCCCGCCGGCGCGCUACUACAAGGGCGGCGGCGGGGGCCUCUCGGACCAGGAGCCGAGCGCGCUGCUCGGCUCGGUAGCCAAGGGUCCCGGACCCCCGCCCGCGCCGCAGGGCUCCCCGCACCUGGGUCUGCAGGCGCCGCGGGCGCAGCUGCCGCCGAGCCCCGUCGCGAGUCCCGUGGCCGUGGCCGCGGCGACGGUGGCCGGCGGCGAGAGUCGACUGUCGCGCGACGCGAUGGAUCGCUACCUGCGCGAGCGCGGCGACAUGGUGCUCGUCAUACUGCACGCCAAAGUCGCCCAGAAGUCGUACGGAAACGAGAAGCGGUUCUUCUGCCCGCCUCCGUGCGUCUACCUGCUGGGCGACGGCUGGCAGCGCAAACGCGACCAGUUGCUGCGCUCGGGUGAGACUGAGCAGGGCGCCCAGCUGUGCGCCUUCAUCGGCAUCGGCAACUCUGACCAGGACAUGCAGCAGCUCGACUUCGGCGGCAAGAACUACUGUGCCGCCAAGACGCUCUUCAUCAGCGACUCGGACAAGCGCAAGCACUUCAUGCUCUCCGUCAAACUGUUUCACGGGAACGGCGAAGACGUGGGCGUCUUCCACAGCAAGCGCAUCAAGGUAAUCUCCAAGCCCAGCAAGAAGAAGCAGUCGCUGAAGAACGCCGACCUGUGCAUCGCCUCGGGCACGCGGGUGGCGCUCUUCAACCGGCUGCGUUCGCAGACCGUCAGCACGCGCUACCUGCACGUGGACGCCGGCAACUUCCACGCCAGCUCGAGCCAGUGGGGCGCGUUCACCAUCCACCUGCUGGACGACAGCGAGUCCGAGGCCGAGGAGUUCACGGUGCGCGACGGCUACAUCCACUACGGCUCGACCGUCAAGCUCGUCUGCUCGGUGACCGGCAUGGCGCUGCCGCGGCUCGUCAUCCGCAAGGUGGACAAGCAGAACGCCUUCCUCGACGCCGACGACCCGGUGUCGCAGCUGCACAAGUGCGCCUUCUACAUGAAGGACACCGAGCGCAUGUACCUCUGCCUGUCGCAGGAGAAGAUCAUCCAGUUCCAGGCGACGCCCUGCCCCAAGGAUACGAACAAGGAGAUGAUCAACGACGGCGCCUCGUGGACCAUCAUCAGCACGGACAAGGCCGAGUACACCUUCUACGAAGGCGCGGGACCCGUGCGCGGACCCGUGACGCCGGUGCCCGUGGUGAGCAGCCUGCACCUGAACGGCGGCGGCGACGUCGCCAUGCUCGAGCUCACCGGCGAGAACUUCGCGGCCAACCUGCGCGUCUGGUUCGGCAACGUCGAGGCCGAGACCAUGUACCGCUGCGCGGAGUGCCUGCUCUGCGUGGUGCCCGACAUCUCGGCCUUCCGCGAGGGUUGGCAGUGGGUGCGGCAGCCCACGCAGGUGCCCGUGUCGCUGGUGCGCUCGGACGGGGUCAUCUACGCGACGGGGCUGACGUUUACGUACACGCCCGAGCCUGGACCGCGCCACUCGGGUCCCAGCCCGUAUCCGGCUCUGGUGCACGAGAUUCUGAGGCCCGCCAACGCGCGUACACACCCGCCGGCACCCGAGGACCACGGCGUCACGCCGCAGGGCUAUGGACAGCACCAUGCCAUGGGGCACUACCCCGGAGCCCACCACCAAGGCAUGUCCUGAGAGCCCUAUGUGCAUUGAAGAAGACUCCCCACCCUAUUUAUUUUUGCCUCACUACGCGGUGACAGGACGUGCGCGGAUCCGAGAGGCAGAACCCGACAGUGCGUGCCACGCAUCAGUGUGUCUUGCCCUGCGUACACGAGCCCCGAUUCCGCCUCACUCACAGGACGCAUCGUGAACAUUGGCGCUAUCAGUGAAGGAGGGCUAGCACAGAAUGAGAAGAGCAUUAGUCUGGUGGCAUUUCGAAACCAGUCGCCCUUUCAUUCAGAAAAUCACCCUUGCACUUAGAUAAUGCUGCAAUGUUUCCUUGUAGAUGAAUCUCCGUGUCAGUGCAAGUACUUGUGUAAGAAAUGCCAUCUGAUAUUUCGUUUUAUUGCUUUGUGGCCAUAGUCAAGGGAAAGGGUGCUUUUGGGAAUUUGGGCUUGCCCUGCUGUGUAAAGAUAAGGGUGUUAACUCAUAAUCCCCUAAGUUUCUUGAGCUUCGGACUUCUUGUGUUGUGUGUGUUGCUUGAAGAACUGUGCAGAAUAUGUCUCAUUGUGAUUGAUGCUAAAUGUGUUGGGACUGGUACCUGUGGGUGUCUUCGCCAACUGCAGAUUCAUUUGAUGCAAAUAUUGUCAGUACUUUCUACUUCCCUGCCGAGCUUCCCACAUGAGAGAGCUGUUUCUCAGGGCGAUUUUUUACCUCUUAAUCUAUAAUGCACCCAAUGAUUCAGUUUCAACAAAAGGAUAUUACCCAUAUGAAGCAUCGCAUCCUUGUAUGUGUAAAUUGGGCAUAUGCACUUGUGUAAAUUUCUACUUUUAGUUGUUUUUUGUAAAAGUGGCUGUGGUACAAGAUCUAUUUAUUAUUGUCUAUGCUGUGAAUGUUGUUGCCUUUCAGAAACAAAAUUUAUUGCCGUCUUAUUUGGUUUCCUUUACUAUAGACAUCAGUAAUUAGCACCAAACUCAAAAUGCUUCCUUAAGUAACAUUGCUUUGUUAACACUCUUUUAGUGGUGUCCCAUGCUAUUAGUGUGCUCAUUAACCGUGGGAACCAGCAUUUAUUUGUUGCGCAGGCUAGAGAGCAGCAAGGUCACAUUGAACUGGCAAGUUUUCUGUAACUAACUUCACAGUGCUUGUCAGAUGCACAAGCAUUUCUGUCCCCAUUCUGUUGAUCUAACAGAAUGGAAUAUAAUGGAUAGUAAGCCAGUUAGCUAAGCAGAAACUGUUAUCCUAGAAGUCUACAGAGCUUUGGGAAGCAGUUGCUCAUGAAAAGACAUUGGAACCUCUCCACUUGUAUUGAUUGCAAGCAAAAUUUAGGCAGUGGCAUACGUGAAACCAGUCGUAAAGCAGCAGUGAUUGAGUGCAUGACACUCGAAAUUUUCUGCUACUAAAUUUCGUGAGUGGUUCUCAACUUCAGUAUCCCUUCAUAUUUUGGGAUCAGAAUUGGUGUCCACUAAAGUAAGUUGAAGCAAGCUUAACAGAUUCAGUAACUGAGCUUUAUGCUGUAUGCAACAAACACAUCAUUAUUUUCACAGCUCUCAAUUGUCGGUCAGCAUUUUAGUGAGGAUUUAUUGCUUGAUAACUUUUUAUACAACUCUGGUGUGGUACACAUGUUAUCUCUGUCUCACACUUAGAACUUUUAUAGCGGCUGUGCAUUAGAGUGGUUCUAUUUUCGAGCCUACAUUCUUGAGAACUGCAUCACAAGCUUCUGUACUAGCCACUGCAGCACAAGCUUCUCGUGCUGAGUUCCUUGUUUUCCAUACCAGAUACAAUUCUUUAUUUUCUCACUCAUCCCUUGCAGCAUUUGAAGAAAAUAAAGGUAGUGUUAGCAUGAUAGAUACAAGAAAGGCAAUGGGAUGAACUCUAGGAAACAUUUGUCCUUUUGUGCUUACUUUCUGUGAACUGACUAACCUGAGAGCAGGUGCCACUGCAACGUUCCCUAAACAUGCCAGGCGUGGGCACGUCGUACUUUCAGAAUGGAUCGAGUGCCCAUUAAAAUGAAAACCCACUCGUUAUUACUCAGCUAAGUUCUCAAAUACUGCGCACUUUCGCUCUUUUAAAGUGAAUCAGUGUCCUGUCUGUAUUGGUAGUGCCCCACGCGAGUCUUCUGUGGCCUUAUCGAAUGCACAAUAUAAAGCCACAAUUAGUCCAGCUGGCAGUUCAGUGCUGUUUCGAGAAUAGAGAAAUUGUAUUAAUUUGGAAAAACAAAUGGCAUUACUUGUUUGUGUGAAUCUAUGCUGCUGUGUAUGUUUAAACCAAUGCACACAAAAAUUAUUACAGAAAGGCAAGGGAGUAUUUCGGACAAGAAUGCUGUGUUGUGAGCCCUAUUCCUGCCAUUUUCUUAUUGACUUGCUCUACAUCUGCACCACUAGAUACAAAUUAAUGAGCUCAUAAAACUUGUCUAUUUAAUAGAUCCUGCCAGUUUCAUCCCACAUCUUUCAUACAGCAGGACUAAAUUUUGAGUCCAUGGCACUGAAAGUUACUUUUCCACUUAAAAAUUGCAGCUACUGCUAUGCAGUACUUGCAAAUGACAAUAAAUGUUCCAGGUAUAGUAAAGCUACCUGGCUGGUGAAGAGGGCUUUGUGUACUCACAGCAUUCGAUCAGUUGCCAUGCGAAUAUAUUUCCUUGCGUUGAGCGUUGCUAUGUUUUCUUAGGAGUAGCGAGUAGCAUUUGUGAUGUUGUUACUGAAUUCUUGACACACUGCAUUAAGACAUUGAGUCAAAUACAGGCAAAGGAGAGCUUUGGUUGCAUACUUUUUGCUCAUUUAUCCUGUGAGUAAAAGGUAUGAGCAGCUUUUGGAAGCCAGACUUUUCUGCCAAUUACACAAUGGCAGAACUGUGAUGCUUUUAUAGCACGCUGUUGCACUCAUCAGUUGAAAAGAUGCUCAGUACGCAUUUAUACGGCCAUGGAUCACAAUUAUUUCCAUGAAAUCCUUUAUGUACCGGAUAGAAACAUAAGCCAGGCUAUUAUAUGUGAUGUGAAGCAUACAGCACUAACAAGGUGCUUGAGAAAGGGCAAACAAGAGCAAAUCGCCUACAUGCAUGAGUUAACUAGUAACAAUUUUGUUCAAUAAAUUGGUUGCAGAAGCAAUCAAGGGCACUUUUCAGCUGUUUUAUUUACAUUCACAUAAUUAGAUCAUGUGCUUGUCCAUUCAUAGAACUGAUUUAAUAUGCAGGUGUGAGCAAGCAGCACCUCGUUGUGAGCUCUGUUGGGUUGGCUGUCAAACAUGCCGCCACAGAAUUGUCCUUCUCUUAUAACUACCCUUCAAAAUAUUUGGUUGCUAUUCUUAGCACAAGGUGGCCAAAAAGCACAGCUUUCUGAGCGGUUCAUACAUAGUGGUGGCUUUAGUGUGUGCGUGCAGCAGUUUGCAUUUAAGGUUUUCUUGAUGAGAAGUCGGUGUCACACCGCAUGCAAAAUGUUUGCCGUCACUAUUGAAAUAUCACUUGAGUGCUUCCUGCUGUUCCUACUGAGAUUGAACAAAGGUGGGAGUUUGCAUAAGUCCUACUAUUUCUACAAGGAUUGUGUUCAUCAGAGCAACAAUGUUUUUAUUCUGAACAUAGAUGCAUCUUGAUUUCAAGGCCAGUGUAAUCAAAGUUGUGGACACUGUCACAGAGCAAAUUUCAAACCUGGCAAUUUAGAGGCUGUGUGUGACCACAGUGGGUGGCAUAGCGAAUGCAAAGCCAUAUGCUAUGCAUGCAUAUUAACUGCGUCUGAGAAGCAGAGUAUAAUCUCUAACUGGAAGGAUUGCAGUAUUAAGUAUUGUAUAUACUACUUGUUGGUGUACUUGGAAGUAUACUUGCUCCGUAAGUAUCAAGAGAAUAGAUGGUCUCAGCUGCUCCAUUUAUGCAAACACAAGAGGUGUGUGCCUUUUAGGGUCUGCAUAGUAGUAGGUCAGGGGAAUGAGGCAAAGAUAAGGGGCCAAAGUUUAAAAGUGAUGGGGCAAGUUUUAUAUGCAUAAAGGGAAAGGAAGCCAGCUCCGAUGCAGAACGUUGUUUAAAGCUCAGUGCUUCACACAGCCGUCUUGUGUCAUUCUACAGAGCCAAGCCUUAUGAGAGAGCCGAACACACUUCUGUUAACUUGGCAAAAACUUGGAAACCAUUUUGUUAAAUGUUUAGUGCAGCAGCUGUUUCUAUGCUCUCUCCUCCAUUUCAUUAGUUAUGCUGUGCCAGGUUCUGUAUAUGUGUCAUGUAAUGGAAUAUACUUCGUUUACAUGUGUUAGUGACUCAUGGCGAUUGACAGAUUGUGGCACCUGUGAUUGAUCUUGAGGCUGUUGCGGUUUAUCCUUGUCCAUGUCAAACACGUGUUUAUAUGAUGUAGCUUUGCACAUCAUGCUAGGGUUGUGCCAUGUGACGUUGCAUAAUCCUAGAAAUAAAUUUAAACCAAGGUUAACACUGCGUCAUUCAAAGACUUGUCUACUUUGCAAGCAAGUAGUCUAUAUUUUAAGUAUCCUCCAAUUGCCACCUCAUGGUUGCCAGUUCAGCUAGUACAACGGGGUCUGUGUUAAUUUUUUUUAUUAUUGGCACUGAUAUUUAAGGUUCCUUCUCUUAAAAUAGACUCUUGGUACCAAUGGAAGCACUCUUGGGCUUAAAAGAACAAUCAUCUUGUUCAACAUUGCAUUGCAGCCUCUUGUAAUAAUUGAAUUUUUUGGGAAAAAGGAUGAAUAUAAUCAUUAAUUUUUCUUUAAUUAUAUAAAUGCUGCAGCAAUUUAAUUCUACUUUUGCAUAAUAAUUGCCUCUAUGUGCUGGUCACAUUUCUGGCCUGUCAACAAUGUAGCUGCUGGGCAUCAUGUGUUGCUUGCAUUUCCAAUGCACUGGUCAGCUUGUCCUUUGUCUUGUCCCUGACCCAGUUGCAGUGACAACAUUUUGAACAAGUAAAAUGUAAUAUGUGAAGAUGUUACAGAUGUCUUUAUGAGAGUGUUGUGGUAUGCUGGGAGUGGCAUGUUGAGACACUCGUAGUGUAAGCAGUGGCACACUCAUUCGUAGUGACAGUUUUAAGAGCAUUGUGAAUGGCGUCAUGUGAUGAAGCAGAAGUUGUACAUUUAAAUUACCACUGCACCAUGUGAAAAGAAGCGGUAGACAAAUAUUGGACAUCCAAACAAAGUGAAAACAGUUUACAUGGAUGAUGUUGCUAUUGUUGGCAGUAUAGGAUUCACCAGCAACUGCUGAAGGGAUUUCAUUCCUUGUGAAAAUAGUUUUUGUCAUUGUUGGCAUUUAUAGAAAAUGCAACAGGUGUACUGCUUUAUGAAGUGUAAGGAUUUAAAAUUACAAGUGCAGUUAUAGCUGUGAUGGUUCGACGACUGUAUGCAUUGGCAUUCAAAGGCAGCAAAGGUCAGAAAUCUGUGGGGUGUGCCAGAAAAGGGCUGCAAUUGUGUGCUGAGAUAAAGUUCACUUGUUAUCACUUGGCAUACAAGCGCACAUUUGAAUAUUUCUAUAUUUGGUAGAGCAUGCAGUGUGGCAUUAUAUUGCCAUUUGGUUGCCAGCUUGUGGAUAAAAUUAUGUAGAAUUAAAAAGGAAACAAUUUUAAUUUUACUGGCCUCUCUUGGAAAAUGUUAUUGAACAAUAACAAUUCAUGGGGCUAACAGUGCAGUCUUCUGCCUUGGAUAAAAUAGCAACUUAGCAACUCAACUGUGUGAUGAGAGGUUGUAAUUGUAAGUUCUUCUUAAUGCAUAUCACAUCAAUCUUCACUUUGUUACUGUGCCAUGCAGCUGAAUGUAUGGUAAUGUGUGAAAAGACGGUCCCAGAGUACAAUACACAUUAAGAAGGAAUCUUUGACGACAGAAAGAAGUAAGAGUUGAGAGAUGCAACAUGCAGUUACACAGACCAAAACUUCAGGAAAGUGAUGCAAGCCUGUGUAAAAUAAUUCAAAACUAAUCUUUUAAUUGCAGUGUUCUGAAAGACAUGGCUAACAAAAAUGUGGCACUUGAGCAUCCAGUGAUUUGGCAGAGGUCUUAAAUAUUGACUAUGUUGUGCAUUGCCUACAACAUUGUAUUCACGUUGGGUCACUAAAUGUGCAUUCUGACAUUUUAAACACAAGUGCUGUGUAGUAGUAAUUAUUAUAAAUUGGUAGUGACCACUGUGAUUGCUUGUACAAUGAAAGCAGGGCUGUGAGCAUGCAAGUCUGUAAUGGUUACAGAGGUAACAUUCCACAGUAUUUUUAUCUACGUUGCUUGUGUGCGCUCGUGUGUAAGAAUGCUUCCACUGCGAGCCUGCAAAUGUUUGUGCAGAGACGACAAAGCAGACUCAAUGGACAGAUAUAUGUACAUUAUCACUCCCUGGUGACAUUGCUGUAUAUUUCGCUUGUGUUUCUUUCCUCUGUGCUUGUCACUGAUGUGAAAUGGAACCGAUAAAGACAAAUAUAUAUAUUAUAGAGACUUUUA